Cephus cinctus (wheat stem sawfly) is the source of this 2275-nucleotide messenger RNA. RefSeq lists its product as uncharacterized. The transcript is spliced from 2 exons. The annotation marks the transcript as partial. NCBI's taxonomy places the organism in Eukaryota, Metazoa, Arthropoda, Insecta, Hymenoptera, Cephidae. The record is from RefSeq and is a predicted model, not a curated record. Gene Ontology annotation, molecular function: zinc ion binding; nucleic acid binding; catalytic activity.
AUGGACCAGUUCGCCAGGAAGAACAAGAAUGUCCACGUACAAUUAAAGGAGUUGUCAGCAGAAGCUAUGCUGCUGACCAGAAAAAUCAGAGCGGAGCGACCAGCACCUGGCCCGCCUACGACAAACGUGCGCACACAAACGGCUCAACCCAACAACCGUGACGGGAAUACACAAACAAGUCCGCUGGGGAACAAACUAGCGGCUCCGGGUAAAAGGAAACCAGGCUCCCCGUGCGAAGGAGAGCAGGACAAAAGACCUAGGAAGUCAGGGACUAGAAAACUGAGGGAGGCGGAGACUCCGAAGAUCCGGAGGGUCACGAGUGGUAUACAGGAGAAGACUCCCACCAACACCACCCAGUGCAUGCAUCCUAGGACGCCCGGGGACUACCCCGCAACGAAGGGACCUAAGACUGAUGGGAAUCAGUGGGUAGAAGUGAUCGGACGGAAAGCCAAGGCCGCGAGUGCUACCACUGUACCACGGGGGAGGGAUCAGGACCCGGGACCCCGGAGUAAGAAGCGACCAAGGCCAGCACCACCCGAUGCUAUCGUGGUAAGGGACAAGACCGGGACCUAUGCUGACAUACUCAGGAAGGUCAAAACCAGUAUUAACCCCGACGCAAUAGGGGCAACGAUCACCGCGGUCCGUCGCACCAGGGAGGGAGACCUGCUCCUGCAGAUGGGACGGGGCUGUAAAGCCACGCCUGCAUUACAGGAUGCCCUGAGGUCAACCCUGGGCGAGGGGGCAACGGUUCGCACUCUGCAGCCCCACAUUACACUCGAAGUCCGGGACAUAGACGAGGCUACGGGCGAGCUGGAGGUGCGCGAAGCUGCAACCGCUCUAAUCACUAAGGAAGGAGGGACGAUGACAGAAAUGAAGGUAACGCUCCGGCCAGCCUAUAGGGGCACACAACUGGCGAUCAUCCAUACGACGAUGGAAACAGGGCAACGCCUCUUAAAGGAGGGAAGGCUAAAGAUUGGCUGGAUCAAUGCAAGAGUGAGACGGAGACCAGUAGUCCUAAAAUGCUACAGAUGUCAAGGAUUCGGACACCGCAGCCAUGACUGUAAGAGCGGCAAGGACAGAUCCUCUGCCUGCAGAAGGUGCUCUAAGGAUGGGCACAAAGCAGCAGAGUGCAAUGCGCCGCCUAGGUGCCGGGCAGCCCAGGACCUGGUCCUCCAGACUGCGAGAGAGGAAGGAGCCGACGUCCUGCUGCUCUCGGAGCACAAUCGGUCAGGCGGCCCUGACAAAUGGUCCGAAAAUGAAACAGCCAGCGCCGCGAUUGUCGUGUUGAACAGCGAGGUUCCCACCAGGCCAGGGGGAUGCGGCGAAGGGUUCGUGUGGAGGUGGAUAGAUAAUAUCAGAGCCUAUAGCUGCUACUUCUCUCCAAACGUGGACAGCGAGACGUAUGCCAGCGGGCUGGACCAGCUUGAAGCCAGCAUCAGGUCAGCUAGCGGCGACAUCUACGUAGCGGGCGACUUCAAUGCCAAAAACGUCAUGUGGGGUUCGACGGUCACUGACAGCAGAGGACUACUCCUCAUGGAAAUGGCAGCCAGGCUGGGUCUCCUGGUGCUAAAUCGAGGUUCGACGCCGACCUGGUCCCGCCCACACACGGGGUCAGCCUCGGUCAUUGAUGUCAUCUUUGCUAACGAGCGGCUAGCCAGAUGUACCCUCCAGUGGAUGGUUAGCGACAGGGUCACCCUCAGCGACCACAGAUACAUCAUCUUCAAAAACAGACAUGGAGCUCGGGAUUGCAACAAAGUACCAGCAGCCCCACGCGGCUGGAACGCAAAAAGGAUGAACAAGGCGGCUUUUGGCAUGCGCAUCAGAGAAGAGGCGGUGAGGAUCUGUACGCAAAAACCCGCUGACCCGGUCUCGGUUAUGAUAGCAGCAAUCGGGCAUUCCUGCGAUUCGUCCAUGCCCCGCAGGGUUCGCCGGACGAGCCGCAGGCCAGUUUUCUGGUGGAGCCAGACCAUCGCCGAUCUCAGAAGUGUGUGCCUCCGCGCAAGGAGGAAGGCACAACGGGCGAGCAGGGCCGACGCGACUACAAAAGAUGAGCUUCUGAGAACAUACAAGAUGGCCAAAAAGAAUCUCACCAUCGAGAUCAAGCGCAGCAAAGAGGCCUGCUGGAAGGACUUACUGACGUCGGUGGAGGCCGACCCCUGGGGGCUCCCCUACCGCAUAGUCAUGAAGAGACUCGGAGGACACCAGAUCCCGGCAACAAAGGACCCCGAGGAACUGAAGGUGAUUAUAGAAGACCUCUUUCCGAACCACGGCACAG